Rhopalosiphum padi (bird cherry-oat aphid) is the source of this 8084-nucleotide messenger RNA. It is a transcript of the gene trx, whose product is annotated as histone-lysine N-methyltransferase trithorax. The record is from RefSeq and is a predicted model, not a curated record. Gene Ontology annotation, molecular function: zinc ion binding; DNA-binding transcription factor activity; histone H3K4 methyltransferase activity. Gene Ontology annotation, cellular component: histone methyltransferase complex; nucleus. NCBI's taxonomy places the organism in Eukaryota, Metazoa, Arthropoda, Insecta, Hemiptera, Aphididae. Gene Ontology annotation, biological process: positive regulation of DNA-templated transcription.
UCCGGUUGAAGGGUGGGCGCGAAACAACCGUCAUCCAGUAGUAUUCUUUGAUUUACGAAAAGAACGUUUGAAGUUUGAAUACUUCCCCUUUAAUGUUUCCACGACCGUUAAUUACCCUACGAUCCACAGGUGUGAUUCCGAUCAACUUUGCGCGCGCAAUCUCCCCCUCACUAUGCAAACCGAACCGCGCAAGACCGGCGUCCGGCGCCAUUCGCGCACGUGACGUCAAAACGCCGCCUGUAUGUCACGGCAGUGAGGCACUGUCAUUUUUCGUUUUACCGCGCGCGCGCUUCGUGUGCCCGUGCCCUAUUGCGAUUGUACGGUACGUCGUGACCACGGGAGUGUGCGUGUGCGCUGUAUACACAAAUACAUAAAUAAUAUCCAUACUUUAUAGCAAUUAGCAACACCGUUUUCGCGCUAACGAUUCGUUUCUUUCGAUCCGUGUCCUCAGUCUUUCGCGAAGAUCGUUCGGGCGGGCUGCUCUAUGCAACCGUGCUUUGCGUGCAACGUUGACGGCUCGUAUUAUUAUUAAAAUUACGCCCGCGAUUUGGAUAGCGAAAAAGUAUUUUAUCUGUUUAUAUUUUUUUUUUUCGCUUCGUUCGCUCAUCGCGCACUGAUUCCAUCGCCACCCAACCUGGUAAGAAAAUAUAUACGCCAGGUCGAUCCUCGGCACUGGCGUGACGCACGUCCCUUCGAGGCAGCCGCUUUCACCGGUGCGAUAGUAAUGCCCCGAUAAUAUGACCAAGUCCAGGUUUCUCGGCAAACCGCCAAAAGCGCGAUGUCAGCGCAAGAUGAUCCGGGUCGGCGUGUCCGAUUUCGUGGACGUCGAGGCCAAGAACGCCCGAUUGAUAGCCAUUGCACUCAAUGUAUUUCGGACAACGUUCGAAAAGGACGGAGAGCAACAGGAGUUCGCUGGGUUUAGCAAUAGCGACUGCGAAGAAACUGCAAAUAAGCUACGAGAGACUUGUGAUCGAAAUGUCGUGCCAUACGACCAACGGAGCAAGUACUACACUGACACUGUUAUGGUUCAACCUAGUAUUAUAAGUAAAAUGGAUUGUCUAAAAGUUAAAAAAGAAGAAAAUUCAGUAUGUGAACUUAAUACUGCAAAUAAAAACACCAGUAUAUCUCCAAUCGUAUCCUGUUUAGAUGACAAUCUUAACUAUACUUUUGCAAAAUCAUGCAAAGGAGGUCCACUGAAUAUGAACCAAACCAGUGGUGAAGUACAAUGUGGUGUUUGUGGUGUUAUUCGUUUUUAUAAAUCAAUUGCAAAGACAAAAAAAUAUGGAGCAUACAGUUGUGAUUCUUGCAGAAAGUUUAUAGCUAAAUCAAUUGAAAAUCAAAAUUCUAUCAACCGUUGUAAUAAUGAUAGAGGCAUAGGACAGUGUCGCAUUCCAAAUGGGCUUAAAUCUCAAAAUGGUGUGACAAGGAUUGUGUCAACUGAUUCUCGCUGUAAAGCAUGUUGGCUUCAAAUGUGUCUGAAGCGAUUCAAGUUACCAGAAACAACUGUUCAACGGCUAUUAGACACACUUCCUAGAGAAAUAGCCCCAGUUCUUAUGUGGGUUUUGAAAAAACCUGAUCCAUGGACCAUAAAUAUAGAAGAUGUCUUAAAAAAAAAAAUUAUUCGAGAGUAUAAACUUCACAAAGAGAUCAUUAGUGCCUUACGAGAAGAAGACAGUGAUGAAAGCAAUGAAGAGUUGUAUAGUAGUGAAAAUGACAUUGAUGAAUAUUCAGAUAAGUCUGAUUCAGAUAUGGAAUACAAUACAAAAAAAAUAUAUAGUAGAAAGAAACCAAAGCUUGAAGAAAAAUUAACCAAUAAUAAAAUAAAAAGAAAAAAAAUGAAAAAAGUUGAGAUUUGUAAAGAUAAUCAACCAAAUUAUAAUAAACGAGUUGCAUCAAUUCGAUCAAUAAAUACUGCAACACCCAACUUAUUAGAAACUAAAGAAUUCAAAUAUUUUAAUACAAAAGGACCCAGAAUUAAACAUGUGUGUCGCACUGCUGAGUCAGUUUUUGGACAAACCCAGGCUACCUUUGGAAAUGUUUUAGAGAACUCUCUAGAUAUUGAUUGGUAACCAAAGUACGUAUUUAGAUGCUUAAUUUCUAUUAAAUUAAUUAUGUAAAUAUUAAUUUUUAUGGAAGUUGCCAAUGUUAUGGACUCAUCUAGUAAAUGCUCAAAAAUGUCAUUACCUGUUGAUAAUGAACAAGAUUUUUAUUUAUCUAUUCAACCAAAUAGAACACUUCAAGAUCUAAUGAUGCAAGAUCAUCUAAAUGCUAACAUAGAUAACACUGAAGAUGACAAAACUAUUGAUUUGAAUUUCCGUGAAAGUUAUGACCCAGAUAGAAUUGCUGAAAAUGGAUUUGCUAUUGUGGGUACUGAACCAUUAUCAAUACCUCGGCGAGCAGUAUGUUUCUUAUGUGGAAGUGCUGGAAUGGAGAAAUUAAUCCACUGCGUUUCUUGUUGUGAACCUUAUCACAAGUUUUGUGUUGAUGGUGUUGGUGUUGGAAUUUCAUCACAUGAAAGCGAAUGGUCAAAAAUUAGUUGGACAUGUCCGAAAUGUAAGAUUUGUAAAGGUUGUCAAAGUAGAGGUAAAACACGACCAAAAUUAACUUGUCAACGGUGUAAGGAUUCUUAUCAUGAUCAUUGUCUUGUUGACAAAAUUGUUUAUGAUAGAAACAGGCCAUGGGCUUGUCCACCUUGUAGAAAAUGCAAAAGUUGCCAUAUACCUCAAGUUGAUUAUUUUGUUGGUAAUUUAGCUCUGUGUGUUAUGUGCUUUCAAUUAAGACAACGUGGUAAUUUUUGUCCACUAUGUCAAAAAUGUUACGAGACUGAUGAUUAUGAAACAAAGAUGAUGGAAUGUGCAGUUUGCAAACAUUGGGUUCAUUCUAAAUGUGAAGGCUUAUCAAAUGAGAAAUAUGAAGUUUUGAGCACAUUACCUGAAGUUGUUGAGUAUGUUUGCAAGAAUUGUACUACUGAUAGCACUGUUCCGUGGCGAGCUUAUGUUGACGAAGCAUUAAAGAGUGGUUUUAUGACUGUUCUAUUGAUUCUGGGAAAAAAUAAAAAAACAUGUGAUCUUAUUAAAUGGAGUCCUCAAAAACAAUCACCAGGCUGUGUAUGUAAAAAAUUGAUCAUACCAAAAUUCCCAUCACUUGAUGGACCUAAUGUUGCUACAAAUAAAACUACUGUUGAAAUUCCUAAACAAUGUGUUUGUCAUGGAUUGGAAGGAUGGUCUAAAGGUACUCCAACCCUAGUCACAAUAAAGCAGAAAGUCAAUAACAACGAAUAUGAAUCCCUUUGUCAAUUUAACGAUGACAUGUUAAGUACCAUUGAUAAAUUUGAUGUGCCCGAACUUCGGUUAGAAUAUAAGAAAAUUGUUACUGAAGUUUUUCCAUGGUUCAGCUCCGAUUUUGAAAAGAACUCUCCUCGUAAAAGUUCCUAUUCAUCAAGUACAUUACCAAUUAUAAGUCCACCUAAGUUUAUUCCAAAAUUUUCAUUUAAUUUACUAAAUUCUGAUAUAAAAGCUCUACAUGAUAUUAUCGGUAAUGAUGAAAAUAAUUAUUAUUUGACUCCAAAAAUAGAUGAUACAAGAGUGUGUCAAUUUUGCAAGAAAUUGGGUGAAGGCAUUCCAAUGCGAGAAGGAAGACUUCUUUAUUGCGGUGAUAAUAUAUGGGCCCAUGCCAACUGUGCUUUAUGGUCUUCUGAAGUUUUUGAAGAAAUUGAUGGAUCGUUACAAAAUGUUCAAUUAGCUCUAUCUAGAGGUAAACUUGUUCGAUGUGUAGUUUGCAAUGAAAAAGGUGCAAGUGUUGGAUGUUGUUAUCGCAAUUGUGUGAAGACAUAUCAUUUUCAAUGUGCUAGAAAAGUAUUUUGUGUUUUUAAUGAGAAUAAAACUGUGUAUUGUAAUAACCAUGCAUCUGAUACGCGCUGUAGUGUUAAAGAUUUUACAUUGGAAAGACUGAUUUACAUAGAACAAGAAGACAUCAAACAAAAGCGUAAAGAAAGUUCAGAGAUUCAUAUUUUAAUUGGUUCAUUAUAUAUUAGUUGUAUAGGACAUUUACAUCCAUUUCUUUCUGACAGUGUUGAAUCUAUUUUUCCUAUUAAUUUUAAAGCAAAACGAUACUAUUGGUCAACAAAAGAACCUUGGAAAUUAAUUCAGUACAAUUGGACUACUAAGAUGGAAAAUUAUGUAGAAAAGUUAAAAUUUGACAAACUUAACUACACUAUUGAUCAUAAUAAACAAGAAAAUGAAAUUGAGCUUACCAAAGACAAAAAUUGUAAACAAGAUUUAGAUAUUAAUUUGUUUACGUCCAUUCAGGUUGAUAACUUACAAAAGUGUUAUGAAGCUUUAAAAAGAAAAUGUCCAAUUGAUUCUACUUUUCAAGCUAAACGUUGUAAAAUGGAUAGUAAUAUUGAUUGUUUUGCUUACCCUAAUUAUGAUACAGAUUCUGAAUUUGAAUCAACAAUUGAUGAAACUUGUAGAAUGGAAAUAUUUUCAAAUAGUUAUGGAUUAAAACCAAAAGCAAUUCCCCAAUUUGAUGGGUUGUAUGAUUCAAGCGAUUGUGAAUCAGAGUUUGAAUUAUAUCAACUUGACAACUUGACUGAUGUCAUUGAUGAUUGCACAAAUGACCAACCGGUAAAAUGUAAUAGAUGUCACCGGACAUAUAGAACUAGUAUAAGCUAUGAAAGGCAUUUGGUAAAUUGUAAUUUUGACUAUGAUAUAGAUAGUGACAGUGAAUCUAGUGAUGACGACAAAUGUGAUAAGAAAAUUGAAGAUGAUUGUUUACCACUUGUAGACGAAGUAGUACAAAUAGAAGAUCAAAAUAUUGUUCCUCAGCAAAAUGUUAUUCCUACCACUCAAAUAGAAUCUGAACAACAACAACAACAACAACAAGAUGAACCACCUCAUACUGUUAUACUUCAGCCUAUUCAUACUUCAUUUGUCCAACCUUCUGUGUCUGACGUUCAGUACAUAACAAUAAAUAGUACUCCAACACAAUCUGUCUUGCCAUGUUUUCAAUAUCAAACUUCACCAACUGUUAUAGUACAACCAUCAGUUGUUGAUCCUACUACAGUAGUUCUAAACAGCCCUCCAUUAGACAUGUAUGUCUCUCAGAGUAAUAAUUUAUUAUUUAGUUCACAACCCAUGAUAGUUGGUUUGGAUCAAUAUACCACUAUGUCUUCAAAUUAUACUUUUACUCAAUCACCUCAAAUUUACCAACCUACAAAACCCGUAGAACCAAUUUCAAAUCAAUAUUAUAUCAUUAAUACAGAUCCAACAAUUUCAAAUGAGUGGUCAUAUAAUAUUACGUCUGAAAUAAAAACUGAACGUAAAGUAGUGUGUACUCAGCCCAAAGUCUAUUCUAACCGUAAAUUGCGAUUAACUGAGUGUUAUGAUACCAAAGAAAAUAUACCUAAUAGCUUAGUGCAAUCUGUAGAAAAUCAGGUGUAUGGCGUUAUGAAUAUCAUGAGAAACGUAAAUCCAGAACCAUGGAAAAGACCAACUAUGAAAACAUAUCCAUCUAAAAGAAUUGAAGAACAGAAAAUUUCACCUAGAAGAAUUGAAGAAAAGAAAAUACUUCCAAAAUGUGUUGAACCAUCACAUUUAUUUAAAAUAUCAACUCCUGUUAUAAAUACAGUGAAGCCCAUUUCAGUACAAACAGAAUUCAUAGAGUCCUCUUCAGUAAAAUUGGGUUAUUCACCACCAUCUAAUGCUGUGUCAAAUGUUACACCAUGUUCAUUGAAAUUAAAUAGUGCUUUAUCUUCACCUCUAAAAACUGAACAAAAACCUUUAGAUUCAUCAGUAAAAACCUUAAAAGUGUUACCUUCUCAAAAUAUAACAAAUGAAGUGAGUUACAGACAAUUAGAAAAAAUAAACUCUUCAUUUUUAAAAGGGGGAAAUACUGAGUCUUUAAAUCAACAAAAAUUAAAUAAUUCAUCAAUUCCUCAAUUACAAUUUAGUGAGCAUAUUUCUAUAAGUUCAGAAAAGCCAUUAUUACUAGAAAUAGAAAAACCCUCUUAUAUGCAGCAGUCAGAAGAGCCACCACAAUCACUUGUACAAAAUGUAGAAAAAAAAUCAAACGUGUCCAAAAUAGAAACAUAUUCAUCCACUUUAGUUACAGAUAUAAAUGUACCGUUGUUAAAUUUAGAUAAGCAAUCAAGUACUUCAAUGCUAGUUAAUAAAAAUUUGAAAAAUUACGAACCUAUGGAAGUAGAAAUACUAUCACCUAGUCCUAGUCAUUUUGGAAAUGAUAAAUCACACAUAGAAAAAAAUUUAUGUUCUAAUACUUGUGAAAGUAUUUUGCCAAAUGUCCAUAACGUUACUGAAAAUAAAAUGAAAAAAGUUAGUUCAUCAAAUAAAGAAGUUACUUUAAGUAUUCAAGAAAACUCAUCACAAAUAAAAACACAAACUGACCAUCAUAUAACCUAUCCAGGGCGUCAAUGGUCUUCAUCUGCAGCAGAACGUGAACAGACAGUACCUCACCUCAUGUUUGAAAUGAGUUCUGCUGAUGGUGUCUUCUGUAAAGAUCGUUCACUUGUUGAAAUUUGGUCUAAAUUAUUUGAUGCUGUUCAGGUAUCAAGGAAUGAACGUAAAAUGCCUCAAUUAUCAUCAAGCAAUCCAUAUGCAAGUGAUAUAACAGCAGCAAUUCGAUCUCUAGGCCUAAGCAAUAAUUUUUUAAAGUAUCUUUUAGAACAACUUUCGGGUGCAAAAGAAUUUGUUAAAUACAAACCAGUAUACCAUAAAGGUGCUGAUGUUGUUGGUUCCACUACAGAAAAUAAUUCAGGGUGUGCUCGUACAGGAAUAGUAGUUAGAAAAAACAGAUAUGAUAUGUUCAGUUGGUUAGCUUCCAGGCACAGAAAACCUCCAAAGCUGUUAGCGAAUAAUGAAGACUUUGGUGGUCGCCGUGCUAAUUCCUUGCCCAAUGAAAUGAAAUAUAGAAACAUGAAUAAAUUAUUGACCAGCACUAUUGGUGUAUAUCGAUCAGAUAUUCAUGGGCGUGGGUUGUUUUGUUUGAGGGACAUUGAACAAGGGGAGUAUGUCAUUGAGUAUACAGGCGAGGUUAUUCGAUCAGAAGUAAGCGAUGUGCGUGAAAAACUCUAUAAUAAAAAAGGGAUUGACUGUUACAUGUUCAGAAUCGAUCAGGAUAUUGUUGUAGAUGCUACAAUGAAUGGAAACUCUUCUAGAUUUAUUAAUCAUUCGUGCGAACCUAAUUGUCAUUCAAAAAUUGAAACAAUCCAUGGUAAAAAACAUAUAAUGAUUUUGGCUAAAAGAAAACUACUGCAAGGCGAAGAACUCACAUAUGACUAUAAAUUCCCAUUAGAAGAUGACAAAAUUACGUGCCAUUGUCUUUCAAGAAAAUGUCGUAAAUAUCUAAAUUAACAUUAUUUUUUUUAGUCUUCUGUGCCCUUUAAAAUUAUUUGCCAUUAAAUAUAUAUAUUUAUUUUGAAGUACCUUAUAGAUCUAAUUAUAUAUUAUCUAUGUUAAACGAACUUUUAGGCUAUUUUUUUAUAAUUAUUAUUUUUUUCUAUUUAUAACUGUUUAAUUUUGUUACCUUUAAUGAUAGAUGAAUAUUUUUGUACUAUAAAUUAGUUUUAAUUUUUUACUAAUUAUUUGAUGAAAUUUGUGUAAUUAAUUUAUACAAUAAUUGUACUUUCAUAUUAAUGGAAUAUCUACAUCACAAUUUUUCAUCACCUGUAAAUUAUUAUAAUCACAUACAAUUGAAAACAUGCAGUUCAGUAGCUAAUAGUCAAGGAAAUAAAUAUACCUAGAAAUAUCUUGAUUUACAAUAUAAAAUAUAGCUCAUAUAAUGAUUAUUUAAUUAUUAAUACAAUUAACAAGUAAUUAAUAAUAAUUGUUAUUCUAACUAUAAUUUUUAUAUUAUGAAUUUAUUUUCUUGUAUUUAAAUGUUUUAAAAUUAAUUAUGUAAAUUUAUGUUAUAAAUGUAUGUCAUGUUAUUUUAAUGUACUUUAAAACUACCUCAUAAUUUUAUUUUUAUACAAUAUUGAAAAUUAAUUUAAGAAAUAUUAUUUUUUGCCUCUACCAUCACUUUUAAGUAGUAUUUACAUGUGAUAAUAAAGUUAUAAAUCAAAUUUA